AAUUGGACUUGGUCAAGAUUUUUGAUUAUUCCCUUUGCAUUGCAUGGAAAUAGAUAGAGAUCUGAAGCUACUUAUAAAUCACAAAGCAUGGGAACUAACUAAUUACAUCUCAUCUUCAUCAUGAAAAUCUUCAUCUGCAAAUGUGCGUUGAUCAUCGUGUUGAUGCAUGCAUCCAUCCUCCCUCAGAGUCGUGCGCAGAAUGGGGAAAGAGUGGUGUGCACCAGCAAAAAGAGCCCAUGUUUCCUCAAGGGAAUAACCUGUCCGAAACAAUGCCCGACCCGAAGGCCCACGGACCCCAAGGCGAAGGCGUGCUUCAUCAACUGCGACUCUCCCAUAUGCAAGGCCGAGUGCAGACGCCGGAAGCCCAGCUGCAACGGCGUCGGAGCAGCGUGCUACGAUCCGCGCUUCAUUGGCGCAGACGGCGCUGUCUUCUACUUCCACGGCCGGAGCAACGAGCACUUCAGCUUGGUCUCCGACAGCAGCUUGCACAUCAACGCCCGUUUCAUAGGGCACCGCCCCUCCGGCAGAAGCCGCGACUACACGUGGAUUCAAGCGCUGGGCGUCCUCUUCGGAUCACACAGCUUGUCUGUGGAGGCAAAGCAAGCAGCGGAAUGGGACAGCAGCGUCGACCAUUUCAGAUUCGUGUAUGAUGGCGACGAGGUUGGGUUGCCCCCGGGUUUCCUGUCUGGGUGGAGAUCUGCGGAAGGCGAGGUGACGUUGGAGAGAGUGAGGAGCACGAACAGCGCCGUCGUUUCGAUCCCGGGGGUCGUGGAGAUCGGGGUGAAUGUAGUCCCUAUCACUAAAGAGGAUGACAGAAUUCACAAGUAUGAGAUACCGGCUGAUGACUGCUUUGCGCAUCUGGAGGUGCAGUUUAGGUUGUUUGAUGUGUCGGCGGCGGUGGAGGGGGUGCUAGGGCGGACAUACAGGCCGGAUUACGAGAGCCACGCCAGGCUGGGCAUUGCGAUGCCGGUGGUGGGAGGAGAAGAUAAGUACAGAACUACAUCUCUUCUUGCACCAGACUGCACACAGUGUGUGUUUUCUUCCCGGCCUCGAUUAACCAUGGAAUGAUGAUGAUCUAGUUAAUACUCUACAACCUAAAUGUUUGUAUUUCAUUAUUUCACACAGCCCAUAAGCUGCUUUCUUUAUGAAAUUUUACAUUUCCAUUUUA
Molecule: messenger RNA, 1168 nt
Organism: Salvia miltiorrhiza (redroot sage)
Lineage: Eukaryota; Viridiplantae; Streptophyta; Magnoliopsida; Lamiales; Lamiaceae
Exons: 1
Coding region: 121-1068 (315 amino acids)
Source: RefSeq, a predicted model, not a curated record